This is a messenger RNA of Durusdinium trenchii, 1521 nucleotides long. The record is from the annotation of a GenBank genome assembly. Lineage: Eukaryota; Dinophyceae; Suessiales; Symbiodiniaceae.
AUGGUCUUCCACCUGAUCAUUGCAGGACGCGACACCACAGCGGGUCUUUUAUCCUUCAUGGCAUACGAACUCGCCAGGAACCCGGAGGUCCAAGAGAAACUUCAUCAGGAGAUCAUGCAGAAGCUUCCUCCACAGAGCUCUCUUGACUGGAAGAGCUUGAGUGCCACUGACAUGCCGUACUUGAAUGGCGUGAUCUAUGAGACCUUGAGGCUGUGGCCUCCAGUGCCCUUGGAUCCCAAGAUGGCGUUCGAAGACGAUGUGGUGCCAGGUGGCUUCACCAUCCCCAAGUGGUCCACCAUCGCGUACGUGCCCUAUGCCAUGGGUCGAGACGCCACACGCUAUCCAGAACCUUUGGCCUUCCGCCCGGAGCGUUGGAUUCCCUUUACUCCGCCAGCCCAUCAUGAGUUCCCCGUCUUCCAGGCCGGACCACGAAUUUGCUUGGGGAUGGACAUGGCCUUGUUCGAAGCCAAGACCAUCACGGUGGAGCUCCUGCGGUUCCUGCGCUUCGAAAUGGUGGAAGGCUUUUGCGCGGUGUGGUUUGGCUCGGCUCCGGAUGGCGAGAUAGGAUUUGACCUCUUUAAGGCUAAACGAGUUGAGAUCCCAGGCCGGGAGACCAAUGGCGUGUCUUUCCGAGAGGAAUGGGUCCAUCAACUGCCGAAAGGAGUCCGCUUCUUCCAGACGCUUCCAAGAGACAAGGAAUCUCCGAUCAUUCCUUUAGCCUUGGACCCGGGCCCCAUCAAUGGCUGGGACACGGUAGCUGCGAACGCCUACUAUCUUGACGUCGUCCUCCUCUCGAUGCUCUUCGGCAAGAUUGGACGAGAGCUCAGCCCACCAGACGAGCUUGGCUUGUGUACCUCGGUGGAGGUUUCGGCGCCCAAGUUUGCCUUCUCUUCGAAGGAUUUGCCAUCGUUCAUCAAGGAAGUGGACUUGGACAAGGAUGCCCACCAAAGAGAUCCCGAGCGCGCGCGUGCCGGUGGCCCUGUGCCCAUCAAAGACGGCUGCGUGCUGGAUCACUUAGGUUUGGGCCCUACAUCCUCGAAGUGCUGGGAGGCCUUGCGGAAGGUACGCACCAUUUUGGGCUGGUCCAAGCAAGUGGGCAGUGAAGGUGUCUACUCCUCCAAAGGCAAUCCGGGUUACUUCAAAGGCAUUCUCACCCUGCCGGGCUUUGACUACAAAAGCCUCCGAGUUGAAGAGAUGAAGAUGAUGGCCUCCGUGGCUCCUGGCUGCACCUUCAACUGCGUGAACGACUCCAAGGUGGUCGCGAAGUAUCGCCUCCAGGUGCCGGAGAGGAUCUACAACCUUCCCAACAUCAGCUGCAAGAACAGCCUUUGUGUGUCGAACCCUGUCAACCGGCAGCGGGAGAUUGUGGCGUACUUGGAACGGGUGCCGUACUACGUCAGCAGUGUUCUGCCCAAUUGCACGGAGAGCGAAUACCUCUACGUGUGCAAGUGGUGUCGUUGGCCUCACGUCUACGAGAACAUCUGGGAUGACCUGCGACGACCAGGUGAGUCUACCAGGUGA